Messenger RNA from Medicago truncatula (barrel medic), 888 nucleotides. RefSeq names its product basic leucine zipper 4. Gene Ontology annotation, molecular function: transcription cis-regulatory region binding; DNA-binding transcription factor activity. Gene Ontology annotation, cellular component: nucleus. The coding region runs from base 54 to 578 and encodes 174 amino acids. Lineage: Eukaryota; Viridiplantae; Streptophyta; Magnoliopsida; Fabales; Fabaceae. Gene Ontology annotation, biological process: positive regulation of DNA-templated transcription. The record is from RefSeq and is a predicted model, not a curated record. The transcript has a single exon.
CCUUUCUCCCUCCUCCCUUUCACCACUCUCUAAUUACACAAAACUCUGCCACCAUGCUCUCCACCCUCCCUCCCUCAGACCCUCUUCUCGACAACCCAUUCUCCGCCUUCCACGGUGGUUUCCCGCAGUGGGAUUUUCACGACCUAUUUUCAGAUGAUAUCAAACCCACAAGCCCUAAAACUAUCACUUCAAGUUCCGGUUCAGAUGAACCAAACCAACCCCAUGACAAACGUAAACCGGACUCAGACGAACCGAACCACGGGGUGGUCGAUGAGCGUAAGCGCCGACGCAUGAUAUCGAACCGGGAAUCAGCCCGAAGGUCACGGAUGCGUAAGCAAAGACAUGUUGAGAAUCUAAGGAACCAGUUGAACAAGUGUAGAAUGGAAAACCGGGAGAUGAAAAACCGGUUACAAUUCAUUUUGUUUCACUUGAACCGGAUACGAACCGAAAAUGAAUGGCUCCGGUCUGAGCGAACCGUGCUGAACCAAAGAAUCAACAACUUUACUCAAAUUUUGGUUUGCCAACAAUUUCAACCUUUCUCCACUGCAUGGACAUGUAACACUACUAUGGUGGAAUAAAUCACCUUGAUUAAUCAAGUGAAUUAAGGAUUAAUCAAGUAAAUUAAUUAUAAUAUAAUCUUGGUUAAAAUUCUAAGACAAAGUAGUAAUUUGUCUGUGUAAAUUAUUAAAAUUAGAUAAAAAUGCUAAAGAGUCUGGGGAUUUUCCGUGGUAUUUUUUGGGGAUCCAAAAGCUAGAAUAGGUUUUGGAAAAUAUUGUAAAUUUUUUCAAAACCACAAGGGUAAUAUAUACUUUCGAUUAUAAUCAAUAUAUGUAUGUAUAUAUUAUCCUAUUUUUGUUUAAUCUAUAUAUGGGUUGCUUUCCUUGUGUA